Molecule: messenger RNA, 3107 nt
Organism: Pseudovirgaria hyperparasitica
Lineage: Eukaryota; Fungi; Ascomycota; Dothideomycetes; Acrospermales; Acrospermaceae
Product: WD40 repeat-like protein
Exons: 5
Coding region: 295-2829 (844 amino acids)
Molecular function (GO): protein binding
Source: RefSeq, a predicted model, not a curated record
CGUCAGGCGUCCUGGGCAUCUCGUCAACUAAUCAUUCUCCAGAAAACGACUAAUAAUCAUCCCGAGAUUUCCGUUUGUAUAUUCCGCCGUAUCCGGGAACCAUUAUCUACGAGAUUCUGCGGCGUAGACAUUAUCGUCUCACCCCCGUCUGAUGCCAGUCGCAUACCUUUUGCAGAUGGCGCCUUGAGACCUGCAGGACGUUAGCCUCCGUCAGCAAUCUUCGACAUUCUCCUGCUGCGUUAUCGAGAAUGUCAAUUGUCGUCAGCUCCCGACUCCGCUGUUAAUCGUCCCGCAAUGGCCGAUUCCCUUCCGAAACUGAAGGUGACCUCGCCUCAUCACACAACCUCUGCUCCUUUUCCGUCGCCAAAAUUCCACACCUUGUCGGCCGAUGAGGCGUUCAAAGAGAAUCUUGUACGCCCUCGGCGAUCGGGCGACCGAGCUCCGUCCAGAACUAGCACGAGCUCACCCACGAAGUCGCUUACGAAUACUCCUUUUCCGGACACAGAAGACGCGCAAGAUGGUGCUCCGCCUGCUAUUGAUCCCCUGUCGCAACAUAUCCUAAAACGCACCAAAACAGGGACUCCAAUCGCAGAGAAACUUCGAUCGACAACCCAUGACUCCACCUCUCGACCAGGCACCCCAGCCGAUGGCACUCCCGAAAUAAAGAAAUCGGUGGAAUCGCCUAGAGUAGACAGCUUUGGGACAAACAAGGACAAAAAGAAAGGUGUUUCAUUCCUUAGCCGGUUCAUAGGAGGUAACAAGAAGAAAUCAGGCGCAGAAUCUGUGGGAGACAAGGACUCUGAACUUGGCGAUGCUGAACGACUUGAGGGCAAGGAAGCGGAAAUCUUCUCGCAGCCCAUCGAGAAUCUCGGCUUCCUUCCGAAACAUCCACAACCGCCGGCAUAUAUCAAAGUAAGAGCAAGAUGCAAAAAGGAAAAGGAGUUUGACCGGGUGUUCCUAGCGCAAGAGUUGUGUUCGCGCGCUACGAAGAAAAAACAGUCGAUGGGACCAAAUGGCAGUCAGACUUCAAGGCGCGAGACGGACGAUAAUGGCAGCGGCAAUCCCACGUGGGCGAUGGAGUUCAGCAGGGACGGGAAGUACCUAGCUGCGGGGGGGCAAGACAGAAUACUGCGGAUCUGGGCGACAUUGUCAAGUGCCGAGGAGAGAAGAUUUCACGAAAAGGAAGAGGCUGCUGCUGGCCAAGCACAACAUCUGAGCGCACCCGUGUUUCAAAAGAAGGCCGUUCAGGAGUACGAAGGGCACACAUCUACCAUCCUUGACCUAAGCUGGAGCAAGAACAACUUCUUGUUGUCGUCGUCGAUGGACAAGACUGUACGAUUAUGGCACGUCAGUAGGCCAGAAUGUCUUUGUACGUUCAAGCAUGCGGACUUUGUACCGUCGAUCCAAUUCCAUCCGAGAGAUGAUAGGUUCUUCUUGGCCGGCUCGCUGGACACAAAGCUGCGACUAUGGAGUAUACCAGACAAGAAUGUGGCAUACUGGGCACAGCUGCCAGACAUGAUCACAGCAGUGUCAUUCACUCCUGAUGGCAAAACAGCUAUUGCGGGCACACUUAAUGGUCUCUGCCAGUUCUACGAGACGGAGGGGCUGAAGUAUCAGACGCAGAUGCAUGUCAAGUCGGCACACGGGAAGAAUGCCAAAGGCUCAAAGAUCACGGGGAUCCAAGCAGUAUGUGUUCCAGCAGACAGUAACAGUGGAGAGGUGAAGAUACUGGUGACUAGCAACGACUCUCGGAUCCGUCUUUACAAUCUCCGGGACAAGAAUCUUGAAGCAAAGUACAAAGGACACGAGAACAACCAGAGUCAGAUACGAGCAUCGUUCAGCCCAGACGCGAGUUACGUCAUCACUGGCAGUGAAGACCGGAAAGCGUACAUCUUCUCCACGACGGCGUCGGAGAGCGAGAAACGCAAUCAGCAUGCGGUGGAGAUGUUUGAGGCGCACACAAGCAUUUCAACGUGCGCCAUCAUGGCACCCACGUCGACGCGGCAGCUGCUGAGCCGGUCUGAAGAUCCAGUGUAUGACAUAUGCAACCCUCCGCCGGUGACGCUGGUCAGCAAAGCAGAAUCAUUUGUAUCGUCGCAAGCGCCGACAGAAGCAGAGCAGAGCGCUACAGCGGCAGGUGGGAGCAAGUUCAAACGUGCGGAGGAAUCGCCAGCGUAUAUUGCACGGUCAGUGCACAAUGACGGCAACAUCAUGGUCACGGCGGACUACAGUGGCAGCAUUAAAGUGUUUCGGCAAGACUGUGCAUACCAGAAGCGCCGCAACGAUGCGUGGGAAACAUCGUCGACCUUCUCGAAGAAGAUGGGCGGGCGCACGAUGUCGAUACAGAGCAAACGGUCAGGCAGACGCGAUUCCACGAGCACGCAACCGCCACAGGAGCGGAUCAUGUCGUGGCGUCAAGAAAUCCAGCCCAGCGGCAGCGCGGACAGUCUGGCGCUCCGAAACGGCGGGACACACAGCAAGAAUCGAAGCGUCUCACCGCGCAAGUCGCCCGCGGGAUCGAGUCUGGCAUCGGGGAAGAAGAAGGGAGGGAAUAGUGAUCAGAAGGAGAGUAGUGUGUUUGACAGUGAAGUGAAUCCGAUGUGGGUCAAGGAUAAGCAGAGCUAUGCGUUCUGGAACACACAGACGGUCAGGGAGCAGAUGGAGCGGGCACACGAUAAUAGACUCAGGCCUGAAGUUGGCAGCGGUCGGCCAGCGCUGAGCCAGCAGGCGAGUACGGUCAGCGCACUGAGCUAUGAGGAGGCAAGUACGGAGGAGGCAGAGAGUGGUAGCAGAGGCCCAGAGCCAGAGCCAGAGGCGGCAGACUGUUGAGAAAAGAGAAGAGGCGGUGAAAUGAUUGGCAGUGGGGGUACAUACCUAGUACUAAGUGACCUCUAGUAAGAAGGGAGGAUCUUGGUUAGCAAGAAUGCAGUGAUUGAAUAGAGUAGUAGUGCCGACCGAGUAUUAUGACGAGGGAUUGACUGUGAAGAGAGAUGAAUAUAGGUAGUAGAGAAGAAAGAUGAUUAAAUGUCCGAGCUGAUUAGCCGAGCUAUCGAUGUUCGUAUUUUGAUUGUCUCUCGGCUCAAUCCGGCUCUUCCGAUGAAUGCAUG